Messenger RNA from [Torrubiella] hemipterigena, 3714 nucleotides. The record is from the annotation of a GenBank genome assembly. NCBI's taxonomy places the organism in Eukaryota, Fungi, Ascomycota, Sordariomycetes, Hypocreales, Clavicipitaceae.
UUUUCACCGACAAGUACUUUUCCAGUACUGCUCUUCAUUUUGGCCUCUUUUCUGCCCUUUCUUCAUCAACAGCAACUGCUUCUGCUGCAACUUGACGUUUCUCGUAUUGCUUUUCCACCUCUCUUAGCGCCCAUCGCUUUUCGCCCCUCCAACUACCAAACUUAGAUAUUUUUUUUUGGGAAGCAAAAAAGGUACAAGCCCAUACGCGCUAGCUACGUCACUGGCCCCUCAAUUGCACAGCGCUGGCCCCCCAAAUUCGAGACAAAGGUAACAUUGUCGGGACAACAAAACACCAAAGCCAAAGUACCAGCCAAGCCACACUCACCCAGCUUUCUCUCCAAAACUGCAACAGCAUCGCAGAAACAAAAAAAAACCGAGAGCGACAUCGACGAUAGAAUUAUCGCCCGAGCCACAGCAUCGCGCGUAAAGCGUCAGAAACCACCACCGCAGCGAAUCUCACACUGUUUACCGGCCAAAUCGCGUGUCAGAGCUACGGCCCUCGUCACCCCCCUUCUUCACCUUGCCUCUGCAACUGCCGGUAGCUUCAGACGUAACCCAAUCGACGGAGCCGGCUCCCGCGAACCUCACCACCCAUCAUGUCGUAUAAUCGCAUAGGUGAUCCAUAUUACCGAAACGGCCAGAGUCCUGGACCGCCAACCCCGAUGGAUAAUCACGGAGGGAGAUACAGAUCGCCAUCGCCUAGCCAUCCUCUCCAGCAGGGCUACCAGAUGGACGAUCACUCAUACGGUCACAAUCAGGGCCAUGGCCACCAGAAUCUCGAUAUGCAUUCCGGCCCCAGCCCCAACCAUCCUCAGCGCUUCGGCACGCCAAGCGACCAGCUCAACAUUCACGCCGCACAAUCCGUCGAGAAUCUCUCUUACAACCCACAGACAGACUAUGCAGUGAACCCCGAAGCCCAUCACGAUGCCUACUAUAAUCAGCCCUAUGAGCCUAACCCACAUGACGGCGCCGGCUACAACGCCCCUGGAUACGAGCAGCAAGGUUACGAACAGCGCCGCUACGAUCUUGAGGACACCAACCAGCCUAUGUUGGACCAGCACCAGCAUGAGGAGAGUCCUUUCAAGGACCCUAAGCAGCAGGUGCAGCAACAAUCACAGCCCAUUCGACGAUUCAAGACCGUCAAGCAAGUUUUAUUGUACCGCGGUAACCUCGUUCUCGAUUGCCCUGUGCCUCCCAUUCUGCUUCAGCAAAACCCCCAUGGAGAGCGUGAUGAGUUCACCCACAUGCGAUACACUGCCGCCACUUGCGACCCGUCCGACUUCUACAACGAGAACUUUACUCUGCGCCAGAAGCUUUUCAGCAAGCCCCGUCACACCGAAUUGUUCAUCGUUGUCACCAUGUACAACGAAGAUGAAGUGCUUUUUGCGCGUACCAUGAUGGGUGUUUUCAAGAACAUCGAGUACAUGUGCAACCGACCCAACAGUAAGACAUGGGGUAAGGAUGCCUGGAAGAAGAUUGUCGUCUGCGUUGUCAGCGACGGUCGUGCAAAGAUCAAUCCUCGCACCAAGGCUGUCCUCUCCGGUAUGGGUGUGUACCAAGAGGGUAUCGCCAAGCAGCAGGUCAACAACAAGGAUGUCACUGCGCAUAUUUACGAAUACACGACCCAGACACACGUUACCCUCAAGAAUGACGUUGUAGGACUUGUACACCGCCGCCAGCCGGUUCAGAUGCUCUUCUGCCUCAAGGAGAAGAACCAGAAGAAGAUCAACUCUCACCGUUGGUUCUUCCAAGCCUUUGGCCGUGUCCUAGACCCCAACAUUUGCGUCCUUAUCGAUGCCGGUACUCGCCCUGGUGGCAACUCCAUCUACCAUCUGUGGAAAGCCUUUGACCUGGAGCCCAUGUGCGGUGGUGCUUGUGGUGAAAUCAAGGCCAUGUUGGGCACGGGAGGCAAGAACCUCCUCAACCCGCUUGUUGCGACGCAAAACUUCGAGUACAAGAUGAGCAACAUCCUCGACAAGCCUCUCGAGUCUGCCUUUGGCUUCAUUUCCGUGCUUCCUGGUGCCUUCUCCGCCUACCGAUACGUCGCCCUACAAAACGACAAGAAUGGAAGAGGCCCGCUGGAAAAGUACUUCUUGGGUGAAACUCUGCACGGUGGUAGUGACGCCGGUCUGUUUGAAUCCAACAUGUACCUCGCUGAAGAUCGUAUUCUGUGCUUUGAGCUGGUCACAAAGCGCAACUGCCACUGGAUCUUGCAGUACGUCAAGUCGGCAACGGGUGAGACUGAUGUUCCCGACACCGUCACCGAACUUGUUCUGCAGCGUCGUCGAUGGCUCAACGGUUCCUUCUUUGCCGCCAUCUACGCCAUUGCCCACUUCCACGAUUUCUUCCGCUCCGACCACUCGUUCCUCCGAAAGUUUGCCUUCUUUAUCGAAUUCGUCUUCCAAACUGUCAACAUGAUCUUCGCCUGGUUUGCUAUUGGUAACUUCUUCCUGGUCUUCAAGAUUCUCACCACGUCUCUCGGUUCCGAUAAUCUGCUCGGUAACGUCGGUAAUAUUCUCGGUGUCGUCUUUACUUGGCUGUAUGGUGUGUGUCUCGUUACCUGUUUUGUUCUCUCCAUGGGUAAUCGUCCUGCCGGUUCUGGAAGACUUUACACGGCAAUGGUGUGGUUCUGGGCCAUUAUCAUGGUCUACCUUAUGUUUGCCGCCAUCUUCAUCGCCACCAAAGCUAUUAUUGCAGACUUGUCGGUGCACACAAAGUUCAACGUUAGCGACCUUUUCAGCAACAAGGUCUUUUACACGCUCAUUGUCUCCGUCAUGUCGACCUUUGGUAUCUGGCUGAUUGCGUCCCUGCUCAUGUUUGACCCCUGGCACAUGUUCACCUCGCUUGUUCAGUACAUGCUCCUCACACCAACAUACACCAACGUCCUCAACGUCUACGCCUUUUGCAACACCCACGAUGUGUCCUGGGGUACCAAGGGUGAUGAUAAGGUGGAGAAGCUGCCCUCGGUCAACACCAAGGAUGGUGCUGGUAAGACGGAUUUGCCCGACGAGGGUGACUUGAACGCCCAGUAUCAGCGUGAGCUCUCUGUCUUUGCCACAAAGUACAAGGCUGUCAAGCUCCCUCCUACGCCUUCCCAGCUUCAGGAGAAGCAGAUGGACUACUACCGUGGUGUCCGUACCGGUGUCGUCUUGGCUUGGAUGCUUACCAACUUUGCCCUGGCGGCAGUCGUGCUGAGCGCGGCUGGCCUAGAGCGAAUCAGCACCAAACCAGCCGAUGGAUCUACGGACCAAGCUGCUACAAGUUCUGCUGGGCGCACCGACAUCUACAUGGCUGUUGUGCUGUGGAGUGUUGCUGGUCUUAGCGCCUUCAAGUUUAUUGGAGCCAUGUGGUUCUUGAUUGUGAGAAUGUUCCGUGGUGUAUAGAGUUUCAUGACCUGCUUUUUGUCUUGCUCUGUCUUAUUUUAUAUUCCGUUUUUUUUCUGUAGACGGAUGUGGUGGCUUUUUUGUCUUUAUCCUUCUUUGCCUCGACGGUAACCCGUUUUCUUUUUUUUCUGUCACUUUGCCCUAUCUGAUUUUCUCUGUUGGUUCGCCUUGAUCUUCUAUUCUGUAUACCCUGCUAGCUCUGUUAAAGGACAGAGCCAAGAUUAGGAUUGGCCUUGGUUUAUUUUUGUAUCUUAUAGUUUAUACUCUUCUUUUUGCUAUCAAGAUAUUUAAUGACACUACUGAAAUCAACAAUUUUCUACACGUGCACAAA